UGGUCCUUCUAGCUUUCCGUAAUGUUUACUUCCUGUUAAACCAAAAUGGCGUCGAAACGAUGAACAGUUAGCUAGUCUAACAGCUAAAAAUAUAUCUCUUUUUUUUUUAGUUCAUAUUAAAUUGCAUUUAUCGAGUUUAAUAUGAAUAUUUACUUUCUUUUAUGGUCUGUAUCUGUUUAAAAGUUUGUAAGUUUAGAGUGUUUUUGAAGGCGAAGGAUGUUACCCUGUUAACACCGAGCAGCUCAGAGCCAUGGCGGAGGCGGAGGAGCUGCGGCCCGUUCCGCGAGAGAGAGCCAUCCUGGAGAGCUUCUUCGCUCAGCUCGGAAUGUUCUCAUUCGACCGAGCCAAGGACUACGUGGAGAAGGAGAAGGACAGCAGCCGGAGCUUCGGGGCCAUCUGGAGCUCUCUGCUGGCGGCGCUGGCUCACCUGUCCGCCGCGGAGAAGGUGUACCACAACCUGACAUUCCUGGGGCAGAAGAUAGGCGGCCAGUCGUUCUUCAGCCGGAAAGACUCCAUCCGCACUGUCUACACGUCACUGUACAAUGAACUUAGGAAGGUGGUGACCAUGGGGCGCCACAACCAGCCUACUUCUUCCUCUUCAUCGUCCUCCACCUCCCUCGAGGACCUGCUGUCUCACCUGUCGGAGCAGCUGUGCCACUUCACCCAGGCCCGGAUGGAGAUGGCCGACGUGUACGAGAAGCUGCACUCGCUGGCCAGCCAGAAGAGCAUCAACUCAGAAGAGCUGGUCUCCACGCUGGAGGCCGUCCUGCACAAGUACAGCUCCAAGUUCCACCACCCUAUCCUGGCCCGGGUGGAGGAGGGUUUCCAGACGGAGGUGGAUGUAGUGACCCAGUUGAUGCGCUGCCAGGCCCAGGUGUCGGAAUGGCACUUCCUGCCCGCCCUGCUCAGCCUGCAUAGCGCUCACACCAAACUCACAGCUUGGGCUCAGUUUUUCCAGCGGCAGAAGGAGACCCGGAAGAAUCUGUUCGGGGGUCAGUCCCAGAAGGCCAUGCAGCCUCCUCAUUUGUACGUGUGGCUGCAGCGUUUCCAUGCAGCGCUGCUCGCCAAGUUCAGCUUCUACUUCCACGAAGCUCUGAGCCGGCAGACGGCUCCUGGAGACAUGAGAACCAUGACCGCCCGGACCGCACCGGACUACUGCGGUAAGAUCUCCGCUUUCAUCAGGAAGCACGAUGCCAGCAAUGUGUCGCUGGUGUUUGACAACCGCGGCUCAGUGAGCUUCCAGGGCCACGGCUACCACCACCCGCACUCGUACCGAGAGGCCCCCAAAGGUGUGGAGCAGUUCCCGGCGGUGGUGUCGCUGCCUUCAGGGGAGCGGCCACUCACGCACUGGCCCAACGUCAUCAUGAUGAUGAGUGACCGCGCUGCCGAGCUCAACACUCUGGAGAAAGUGGUUCAGUUCUACGACGAUAAGGUCCAGAGCACAUACUACCUUACCCGGCCCGAGCCACACUUCACCCUGGUGGUCAUCUUUGAUGGGAGGAAGUCAGAGAAGGACCAGCACAUCACCUCCUUUCUGCAGGAGAUCUCUGGCUCGCUGCGGAACUGCAAACCCUUCAGCAUCCUCAAGCCGGGCUCAAAGGGCUGAGCUCGGCUCGGAGCGGGACAGGACUCGCAUUUACACCUGAAGUUCUUCUUACCUAACUUCUUACUUCUGUGGUCCAACUGCUAAUCUGAAUCUUAUUCCAGACCAAAGAGAUUUAAUCUGCUGAUUCUUCAACGAGAAUACAACGAAGCUUAAUGUAAAAUCUGUUUUAAUUAUUUUCCAUUUUGUUACAGUUUUACGACCCAAAUAAAAUUCUAAUUUGGUUCUUUGUCCAAAA
Girardinichthys multiradiatus is the source of this 1841-nucleotide messenger RNA. RefSeq names its product KICSTOR subunit 2 (gene kics2). Gene Ontology annotation, cellular component: KICSTOR complex. NCBI's taxonomy places the organism in Eukaryota, Metazoa, Chordata, Actinopteri, Cyprinodontiformes, Goodeidae. The record is from RefSeq and is a predicted model, not a curated record. Gene Ontology annotation, biological process: cellular response to glucose starvation; protein localization to lysosome; negative regulation of TORC1 signaling. The coding region runs from base 251 to 1606 and encodes 451 amino acids. The transcript has 3 exons.